Messenger RNA from Pelobates cultripes (western spadefoot toad), 614 nucleotides. The record is from the annotation of a GenBank genome assembly. NCBI's taxonomy places the organism in Eukaryota, Metazoa, Chordata, Amphibia, Anura, Pelobatidae.
GCGGCUGCUCAGACUUCUCGGACGAGUUAUCUGGUGACGCUGAAGAAGACUACUUACCCAUGCCCGCUCCGGCUCAUCUGCCAGCAGCAAAAUACAGCAAACCAGGGGCAGACUCCUCACCAGUGACGACAUCAGUCGUAAAAGCACUGUUAGCAGAACUGCAAAAGAAUAUUUUAGCAGACAUCACAGCAAUACGUAGUGACCUGCAGGGGCUGACAGGCCAUAUUGGGGCACUAGAGAGAACUUCCCAAACAAGCACCCAGCAUAUUGCCAUGCUCCACCAAGCAGUAAGUGACCUGCAGCAGCAGAACCUGCUACAUGAACGCCGCUUUGCGGCUCUGGAAGACACAUGGAGAAGAAACAACCUCAAAAUCAGAGGGGUUUUGGAAGACAUCUGUGAAACGGAACUGCCACAUUUCUUGAGACGCAUACUGUCAACCUUACUGCCAUCGAGGCAGAUGAAAGCUACCACCCUGGACCGACUCUCUCGGAUCCCCAAAUUAAGCAAAGCACCAACUACAGCCCCCAGGGACCUAAUAGUUACCUUUCACAGUGGGAACCACAAAGCAGCGGUUCUCACAGAGUUAUGGGGCAAAUUCCCCCUCCAAUUUUAA